Molecule: messenger RNA, 1437 nt
Organism: Rotaria sp. Silwood1
Lineage: Eukaryota; Metazoa; Rotifera; Eurotatoria; Philodinida; Philodinidae
Source: the annotation of a GenBank genome assembly
AUGUACUUGUCAAGUAUGGAUGAAGGAAACAGUGUUGAUAUUGACGAUAACUCACAAACACGACAAGGAACAACACCGCCUGUUACUUCUAAUCCGUCACAAUCUUCGUCACCAUCUUGUCCUACUUUACUUGUCAUAGACGAUAAUUCAUAUUCUAAUGAUAUAUCGCUAAAUACAACUGACAUUCCAACAGAUUCUGCGCUUUCUCCCGCUCAAAUAAAUAAUGUUCAAGGAACAUCAUCUUCUCCGUUGCCUACCAUAGAGCAUUCAGAAGAUACACCUGCACAACAACGUCGUCGAACUUCAUCUGUAGCAAAACUCCUUGGUGGUCAACCAUUAAAUAAUCAACAAUAUGAAGAAAUUAACCAACAAAUCCUUGAUGAUCAAUCAACUCAAAGUGUAACUAAUAAUAAUGAUAAUGGAUCAGAGACGGGAAUACAACGUUCACGCAGUUCUAUUACAAGAACUUUACUAAUGAAUACAGAACGAAGUGAUAAUACAUCGAAGAUGACAAUAACAAAAGCACGACCAUCAUCACCAGAAUAUUCAAAAGACUUUGAAUAUUUAAUACGUCGAGAACUUGAUGUUGAACAUGCACCAUCAACACUUACUAGAAAUAGUUCGACACCUAGCAUAUUUCAGAAUCUCUCUAGUGCUCGUAAUACACCUAAUAAUGCUCAAGCAUUGUUACAAUCAAAAUUAAAACGAAAAAGAGUCACUCCGAAACAACCAGUGUCAACACCACCACCACUGAAUAAAUCAUCAAAUAGUGCUCCAUUUACUAUACGUGAUCCAUUUGAACUUGAUUGUUCAGCAUCAUCGUUAAAUUCAACAUCAAGUCAUCGUCCUCAUCAUCAUCAAAAUGAUUUAUAUCGUUUCGAUACAUCACAUCAUCAUCAUUCUCAUCAUCAAAAUCAACAACAACAACAACAACAACAACAACAACAACAACAACAACAACAACAAUAUUCAUCACCAAUAAACAGUUCAACAACUAAUUCAGCUCCAUUUACUUAUCAUAAAUUAAAUCUAAAUUCACCAGCCUAUGCACAAUUUAAUAUUCAUCAUAAUCACUUAUCUACAACACCUUGUUCAUCUUCAUCUUCCUCAUCAUCAUCACCAUCAUGCAAUUGUUGUCGUUAUCCUGUGACAGCUGAACUAGCAUUACCGACUCCUGUUUCACCUUUAUCACUUAAUGCAUCAUCGCCUUCUAUUGUACCACAUCAAACAAUUGCGACGUCAUCACGUAAAACUAAAGCGACAAAUAAUCGACCAGAUAUAUAUGAAAUUCCAAUGCAACGAUCACUUUCUACCAUAUCUAAUCCAUCGAAUGCCUCGUUAUCGUCACCACCAUUAUCAUCUGGUCACAGUGUACCAUUAAAAAAACGUUUACUUCAUGCCUAUAAAAAUGAACAACGUCCUUCAUCAUCUCUGUGA